Messenger RNA from Mesocricetus auratus (golden hamster), 3828 nucleotides. RefSeq names its product glycoprotein alpha-galactosyltransferase 1 (inactive) (gene Ggta1). Bases 949 to 1953 code for a protein of 334 amino acids. Gene Ontology annotation, molecular function: hexosyltransferase activity. The record is from RefSeq and is a predicted model, not a curated record. Lineage: Eukaryota; Metazoa; Chordata; Mammalia; Rodentia; Cricetidae. Gene Ontology annotation, cellular component: vesicle; membrane; Golgi apparatus. The transcript is spliced from 6 exons. Gene Ontology annotation, biological process: carbohydrate metabolic process.
AUGUAACCACUUCUAGAAUGUUCUGCUGUUUCAUUCUGAAAAGCUAAGUUUGAGAAAAGGUGUGACAAGCUAGAGUGUGACUUAGAAAGUCUGGAGAGUGUGUCAUUUGAAUUGAGGAAGCUAGUUCAAGUAAGAGAUGAUUCCCCAGUUGGGUAUGGUGACCCUUAGGCUAUUGGUGCUGAAGAGCAUCCUGGCUAGACCAUAAAGCCAGACUGCCUGGUGUGUCAUAGGCUUCUGUUCACUGACUGUGUGACCUUGGGCGAGCUACACAGUUACUCUACUCUUCGGUGCCCUGCCUUUCAAAAUGGGGAUAAUAUCCCAGUGCGGUUGAUCAUACCUGCAAUCCCCACACUUGACUGGCCAAGGCAGGGGGAUCUCUAUGAGCUGAAGCCAACCUGGGUUACAGUAAGGUGAGGCCCACCUGAAAACAAAACAAAACAACAAAGAACACAGCUCAGUGGAAGAGCGCUUGCCUAGCACGCGCAAUGGCGUGGUUCAAUACCAAAGCCACAGAUGAGCAAACAGGAAACAUUCCCAUCAUCUAUAUCACCCAUUCUCUGUCACCAUAGCCAGGUACCACAACUUGGGUGGCUUCAACCACAGGAACUUAUUUCUCAGUUCCCAGGGGAAGCUUUCGCCUUGGCUUGCAGACAUCUACCUUCUCCCUGACCCUGUACGUGAUGGAGAGCAAGCAAUUUGCAGUUGUUUCCUUUUCUUACAGAAACACCGGGCCCAUCAUGAGGUGCCACCUUUAUAUGCCUCUCUAAACCUAGCUGUUUCUCAGAGGCCCAUUUCCAAGUGCCGAUGUCAUACCGGGGACAGGGCUUCAACAGUUGCAGUUAGGGUGUCCACAGACACUCACUGCACAACAGCAGUGUUUGCACUGAUGGGCAGAUACGGCAUCAGGAUUGCAGCAGCCCAGAAGGCUCCUUCUUGUGGAUAUAUCACAUGAAAAUUCCAGAGUUUGGUGACAGCAGCGGGCAGAGGAGCUGGUGGCCCCCGAGCUGGUUUAACAAUGGGACCCACAGUUCUCAAGAGGAGGAUACAGAAAGGGGGAAAGGAAAGUGGAGAAACGAGGACCGCAUUGAAGAGCUCCAGCUGUGGGACUGGUUUAACCCAAAGAACCGCCCAGAGGUUUUGACGGUGACCCCAUGGAAGGCACCAAUUGUGUGGGAAGGCACUUUCGACAGAGUUCUGCUGGAAAAGCAUUAUGCCAACCAGAAAAUCACCGUGGGGCUGACGGUUUUUGCUGUGGGAAAGUAUAUGGAUCAUUAUUUGGAAGAUUUCCUGGAGUCUGCUAACAGGUACUUCAUGGUUGGCCACAGGGUCAUAUUUUAUGUCAUGGUGGACGACGCCUCCAGAAUGCCUGUUAUACCCAUGGGUCCUCUGCACUCCUUACAAGUGUUUGAGGUCAAGCCUGAGAAGAGGUGGCAAGACAUUAGCAUGAUGCGUAUGAAGACCAUCGGGGAGCACAUCCUGUCCCACAUACGGCACGAGGUCGACUUCCUCUUCUGCAUGGACGUGGAUCAGGUCUUUCAAGACAAUUUUGGUGUGGAGACCCUGGGCCAGUUGGUAGCUCAGCUCCAGGCCUGGUGGUACAAGGCCGAUCACGACAAGUUUACCUACGAGAGACGGGAACUGUCGGCGGCGUACAUCCCGUUUGGACAGGGGGAUUUUUAUUACCACGCAGCCAUUUUUGGAGGAACGCCCAUUCGCAUUCUCAACCUCACCCAGGAAUGCUUUGAGGGGAUCCUCCAGGACAAGAACAAUGACAUAGAAGCCAAGUGGCACGAUGAAAGUCACCUCAACAAAUACUUCCUUUCCAACAAGCCCACGAAGAUCUUGUCUCCAGAGUACUGUUGGGACUAUCAGAUAGGCUUGCCUUCAGAAAUCAAAAACGUAAAGGUGGCUUGGCAGACAAAAGAGUAUAAUUUGGUUAGGAGUAAUGUCUGACUUCAAAUGUGCUGGCAGGGUUCUAAAUCUGACAGAGAGUUAUUCUGGCUAAAUUCCUCAAAAGAGUAAUAACAGUUGAUUUUUGCCUUAAAAAAUCAAAACCAAAACCCACUGACAUGGCAGACACACAGUAUUUCUUUCCCCUUACAACUGUGAGAAGGAGGCUAUGGUAAGUAAUCAGAUGUAAAUUCGCAGUGAUUUCUUAUAUAUUCUGGGUUUGGGGGAAAUACUACAUAAGCUGAAAUCAAAGUUAAUUUGCCAUAGGUAAACCAAGAUUCAGGACGUUCUGCCCAGUAUAUAGAUAGCUUACUGGAGAGCAGGGUGCCAAGAGAAGUGCUUGGUGACGAGGUGGGCUGAUCGGGGUGGGGGACACCAUCCCCUCGGCUCACUCCCUUCCUGGUUGUGGGAUUCUAGAGCAACACAGAAAAAGACUUUGCAGCAGGAGAACUGUAAUGAGGACCCCGCGUGGUCCUCAGAGGCUUUCCAGCUGAUGCUUCAGGCCGCUUGCAGUGCAGACUCCAUUGGGCUACUGUCUGGCUUCUGUGUGUAAGGAAGGUAGAGAGUGCCAGUGGGUACCACGGUGGCACCUGGUCAGUGUUCCAGUAAAUACAGGGCUGGGCUGGCGACUUAGAGUCUGUGCUAUGCCGAGGGGACACGGCAGGGGGUCAGUGCUUGAACUGAGUUGCAAAUACAGACAGCGUUCUUAAUGGUGCCUAAUAGCAGGACUCCGAAGGCACCCAAGUCACAGUCGGUGUUGAGCACUGUGGAGAGAGGAGUGGGCAGCAGUAGGGAAGGAGAAUGCGGAAGUGGACCCGAUUUCCACUGGAAGAUGCCCUGUCAGCACCGGGUCCUACCACCCCGAACCUCAAGCUUCCUCAGCGCGUCUACUCCAGCAUGGAGGACCGGAAUGAAGGGAAAGCCCUCCGUUGUGUGACCUCAUUUCCCCUGCUCUGUCUGCACUAUCCAAGUGCAACAGCCAGACAGACAUACUGGACAACAUGGGCGACUGACUACAGCAUCGGGAGACCCAGUCACCAUAACUGAGCUGCUAAAUGUCUGGUUCCCUUCUUCAAGGGGAGCUUAACAUCUUCUAUGCCAAUGGUUCUCGAACUGUGGGCCGUGACCCUUACAGUGGUCCCAUAUCAGGCGUCCUGCAUAUCAGAUAUUUACAUUAUGAUUCAUAGCAGUAGCAAAAUCACAAUUAUGAAGUAGCAACGAAUAAUUUAAUAACUUAAUAAAUUAACAUGUGGAACUAUAUUAAAGGGUCCGCAGCAUUAGGAAGGCUGAGAACCACUGCUCUAUAUGGUAACUUAAGCAAAUCAGCAGAAAGGGGGUUGUCAGUCUUUAUUUCCACAUGUACGGAUAUUUAUAUCUUGCUUGACUUCGAGCUGUGUCAUCUGUCUCCAUUUUCAAGCAAUUUAUUUAAAAUGCCGUUGCACUGUCUUGACGUAUGGCGUGAAGGGCUUCAAUAAAAAAACCGGCUUACAUUUUGUUUACAGUGCACCACCUCUUACUCUUCAAUAGUUAAAAAAAAAAGUCACAUACCCAGCAGCAACAAAUUCCCAGAUUUGUGGGGUUUCGAAAGGAAGUGGAGACCACACAUUGGCUAAGGACUCUGCCUCUGUCACUCGGGUCGUGCUGGAUCUGGUCUAAAGUGGGAGAGUUUAAUGUCUUACGUCUUGAACCAAAGAAAUGAUCUGUCCUGAAAGUGUAGAAAAAAAGGCUGAAGGAAUUUUGAGGGAACUUAUUGAUUUUUAAAAAUUAAUCUAAAUUAAAAUCCUUAAGUGAGUAAAUUUAGGGUGUUAUUAAAGGUAAUGUUUAAACAUUUUUUAAGUAAAAAUUCUGGUUUAUAAUUGAAUAAAUUAUUUUUCGGUA